Molecule: messenger RNA, 889 nt
Organism: Abrus precatorius (Indian licorice)
Lineage: Eukaryota; Viridiplantae; Streptophyta; Magnoliopsida; Fabales; Fabaceae
Product: cyclase-like protein 2
Exons: 7
Coding region: 1-840 (279 amino acids)
Molecular function (GO): arylformamidase activity
Source: RefSeq, a predicted model, not a curated record
AUGGAAAAUAAUGAUAACAACGUUGCUGGCAAAACGAAGAAGAUGAAGAUGAAGAUGAAGCGACACUCCAAUUCUCUGACAAUUGUCUUGGCCUUCUCCUUCUGCGUUGGGUUAGCAGCUGAUGAGUUCUGUGCAGCGGAGGGUAAUCAGGAGCUUAUCCCUGAUAGGCGAGAAGAGUACGACAAUGGAAGAAUCAUUGACAUCAGUCACAGGUACCAUGCGCAGAUGCCAGCGUGGGAAUCUAAGGAGAGUCUUGGGCAGUUCCUGUGGCUCAGAAGAAGCAUGAAAAACGGUUCUGUGGCUAAUUUCUCCGAAUUCAAGCUUCCUGCUCACAGUGGCACCCAUGUCGAUGCUCCCGGACACGUUUUCGAUCACUACUUCCAUGCUGGUUUUGAUGUCGACUCUCUCGACUUACUUCUCCUUAAUGGCCCUGCACUGCUAGUCCAUGUACCAAGACAUCAAAACAUUACAGCUCAUGUUAUGAAGUCACUGAAUAUUCCAAGGGGCGUACGUCGCGUGCUCUUCCGAACACUAAAUACCGAGAGGCGGCUAAUGUAUCAGAAGGAAUUUGACACAAGCUAUGUGGGAUUCACAGUGGAUGGGGCAAAAUGGUUAGUGGAGAACACUGACGUCAAGCUCGUAGGAAUCGAUUACAUAUCGAUUGCUGCUUUUGAUCACUUGAUUCCAGCGCACCUUGUUUUUCUGGAAGGCAGGGAAGUCAUUAUCGUGGAAGGCCUGAAGCUUGAUGAUGUGGAAGCAGGAAUAUAUACAGUCCAUUGCUUACCUCUUAGGUUAACUGGUGCUGAGGGAUCGCCGAUAAGAUGCAUUCUCAUCAAAUAACAAGCUGGUUCAGGAAACAGCAACCCAAAUGCUAGGAUAUCCUGUUAUC